AACAUCGAAUGAAUUCGGGAAGGAAGGAAAAUUCAAAAUGAAGUCAAAAUCGCUCCGAAAUUGUACCAAACAAUCAAACAUGGCGUUUCUAAACAUAAACAAGUGCCAUAAAUGAUUGCUGUCAGUAAAUUAUGAUCUCGCGUUCUUCAGUGAAUCGUCUUCAGGUCAUUAAACUGAAUUUCGUGUCUUCGUGAUGACAAUAGGAUUCUGAAAGGAGAUUUUAAUCGAGGAUUCUUACACUGACAUCUUGGAGUCCAACUAACCUUGAAGAUAAUCGUGAGUUUAUGAGAUGAGUUCUAAGAAAAUUAUGAAGGAUGAGGACAAGCCCAAAGGCUUCAAGAAGGGAUUCCAGCCCGAGAAAAUCAUUGGAGCAACUGACUCCAGUGGAGAGCUCAUGUUUCUCAUGAAAUGGCAGGGCUCAGAGGAGACAGAUUUAGUUUCAGCAAAGGAAGCCAACGUAAUGUGCCCGCAGAUAGUCAUCAGAUACUACGAGGAUCGAUUGACCUGGCACACGACAAAAGCCAAACCGAAGUAAUUAAUGAUAAUAACCGAUAGCAAUUGUUCUAAUCGAAUUUCUAGACUAAUCCCCGAAGGACAAAGUUACUUUUUCAAUUCUAAGUUCAUCAUUUGCUAAUUUAACGAUUCUGUGACAGUUCAAAGCAUUACACUAGUCACUUUCCCUUCGAAUCUCAUGUCUUGUGAAUAUCAAUUAUAUUAUUUUAAGAAAAAGCCUUUAUUAGUUUUUCCACGUGGAUGUUUAAAAAAUUAGAAAUAAUGUUUUUAUUGCUGCGAAUAUACCCCUGAUGUCCAGGGUGUGACAUCAGGCAGUUUAUCCUUUUGAUUGUAAAAUUCAAUUUUUAUUAUAAAUGGACUAGAUAAGGCCCUAAAUAACAAGUAGAUUAAAUAUUUUAAGUAAACCA
This is a messenger RNA of Fopius arisanus, 920 nucleotides long. RefSeq names its product Heterochromatin protein 6. NCBI's taxonomy places the organism in Eukaryota, Metazoa, Arthropoda, Insecta, Hymenoptera, Braconidae. Gene Ontology annotation, molecular function: chromatin binding. Gene Ontology annotation, cellular component: nucleus; pericentric heterochromatin. Gene Ontology annotation, biological process: chromatin organization; negative regulation of transcription by RNA polymerase II. The transcript is spliced from 3 exons. The coding region runs from base 290 to 535 and encodes 81 amino acids. The record is from RefSeq and is a predicted model, not a curated record.